Messenger RNA from Arachis stenosperma, 2205 nucleotides. RefSeq names its product beta-glucuronosyltransferase GlcAT14A. Gene Ontology annotation, cellular component: membrane. NCBI's taxonomy places the organism in Eukaryota, Viridiplantae, Streptophyta, Magnoliopsida, Fabales, Fabaceae. The transcript has 4 exons. The record is from RefSeq and is a predicted model, not a curated record. Gene Ontology annotation, molecular function: glucuronosyltransferase activity. Bases 378 to 1676 code for a protein of 432 amino acids.
UAAAAGUUAAAACCCAGAGCCAGAAACAAGUGUGAAUUCAAAGCCACCGCACCAAACUUUUAUAACCUAUCAGUCACGGCAAGACAAAUUAUUCAAGCAGCCCUUGUAUUGUACUUUAGUUACUGCUCAUAUAAUUAUUAGUUUUUCUUUUUCUUUUAAAAAACAAACACCAUAUAGACAAAUCACACACAUCAGAAACAAAAACACAGUGUGUUCUUAAAAAGACCACCUCUCUUUCUUCUUAUUAUUCUUAUAUAUAUUAUAUUUUAAUAUUCAUUGUUCUUUACCACCUAACUGCUGCUUCAUUCAGCUUAAGAAAUAACAGGUGGGUUUCUUUGUCUGAUUUAAAAACCAGAAAAAAGAAACCCCUGAAAAGAAUGAAGAAAUUCAAGAACUACUACAUGCACUUAAGGCACCAGCAGCAGCACCAAUCAGUAGAAAGAAAAUGGGUUUUCCCACUCGCAAUCGGUUCCUUACUCUCUCUCUUCCUUCUCUUCCUCGCAACGCUGACGUCACCUUCCGGCGGUUCAAUCCUCCCAUUCUACCGCUCCAUAACUGCCACGUCAUACUCCAUCUUUGUAGAAUCCAAGCUCCACGUCACCCCUCCCUCCCACCUCCCUCCUCCGCCUCGCCUCGCCUACCUCAUUUCCGGCUCCGCCGGCGACGGCGCCUCCGUCAAGCGGACUCUCCUCGCGCUCUACCACCCUAACAACCGUUACGUCGUGCAUCUCGACCUUGAGGCAUCGAAGGAGGAGCGUGCGGAUCUGGUUGAGUUCGUUAGGAGCCACGCGCUUUUCCGAAGGUUCCAGAAUGUGAGAGUGAUCGAGAAAGCUAACCUUGUUACGUAUCGAGGACCUACCAUGGUGGCUAACACGCUUCACGCUGCCGCCAUUCUCUUGAGAGAAUCGAGUGACUGGGAUUGGUUCAUCAAUCUCAGUGCCUCCGAUUACCCCCUUGUUACUCAAGACGAUCUGCUGCACACGUUUUCGUACUUGCCUCGCGAUCUCAAUUUCAUUGAUCAUACUAGUAAUAUUGGAUGGAAAGAUCACCAGCGUGCAAGGCCAAUAAUUGUUGAUCCCGGGUUGUACAUGAACAAGAAGCAAGAUGUGUUCUGGGUAACACAACGGAGAAGUAGGCCUACAGCAUUCAAGCUUUUCACAGGUUCUGCUUGGAUGGCACUCUCAAGAUCAUUCAUUGAUUACUGCAUAUGGGGCUGGGACAACCUGCCCCGGACUGCUCUUAUGUACUACACGAAUUUCAUAUCUUCCCCGGAAGGAUACUUUCACACUGUUAUCUGUAAUGCUCAAGAGUUCAAGAACACAACAGUGAACAGCGAUCUGCAUUACAUUUCUUGGGACAAUCCUCCCAAGCAGCACCCCCACUACCUUAAUCUUGCGGACAUGCAAAAGAUGGUCGAUAGCAAUGCUCCCUUUGCGAGGAAGUUCCACAGAGAAGAUCCAGUAAUGGACAAAAUUGAUGCCGAGCUAUUAUCCAGGGGUCCUGGAAUGGCUGUUCCAGGAGGGUGGUGCAUAGGAAGCAGGGAGAAUGGGACUGAUCCCUGCACUGAAAUUGGUAAUACCACGGUCCUCAGGCCUGGCCCAGGUGCAAAAAGGCUUGAAACAUUAAUCAGCUCUUUAUUGUCGAACGAAAGUUUCCGUCCACGACAGUGUGUAUGAGAAGAAUCAACAGGCACCCUCAGCAAUCUUUCAGAGAUUAUUUUCCCUGCCACUUGCUUAUCAGUUUAUAUGUGCACCUCGGGUUAGCACGUUCAGUAAAUUAGUGUUUUUUUAUUGGUAGGAAAAAGGAAAUAGUGAAAGUAUACACAUAUUAGUUGAAGAACAAGUGAGAUGGAUCUUGUUACCUAGAUGUGAUCGAAUCGGAGAUGGAUCGCCCACACUGUACUAUUAUGGUAUACAAGAAAACUGAAUCUGUAACCCCCCAAGUCACCACUCCCUUCCAUCUCACUUGGCUUGUGAUUUGGAUCCAAUGAAUGAGUAACCAGUAUUGAAGGUUUCUUCAUAUGGUCAUGUAGCUCAGAAUUGGUAAGCUGAUGUCUACCAUUUAUUGUUCUAUUUGACAUUUGGGACAAGAAAAUGAGGGAAAGGGGAUAUUAGUUGUGGGGGGUUGAAAAAAAAAAGAACAGAAACAAACGAUGUGAAAUUGGAAUGGAAAUGUUUUUUAUGUAUCUUAAUCUUUUACUUUUUA